Phoenix dactylifera (date palm) is the source of this 1647-nucleotide messenger RNA. Its product is annotated as nudix hydrolase 12, mitochondrial-like. NCBI's taxonomy places the organism in Eukaryota, Viridiplantae, Streptophyta, Magnoliopsida, Arecales, Arecaceae. Gene Ontology annotation, cellular component: cytoplasm; nucleus. The record is from RefSeq and is a predicted model, not a curated record. Gene Ontology annotation, molecular function: pyrophosphatase activity.
GAUCCCCAACCUCGAUCCGAGGGAGUUGAAUUGGUCCCGCGCGAAAUCUCUCUCUCUCUCUCUCUCUCUUAAUGGCGACGGAGCCACGGCUUCUGUGAAAGAUCCCAACUGCAUAAUUGUGGGUUGUUGUGAUAUAAUCUAAGUCUUCUCUUCUCGGCUUCGAUUCCAUUUCCAUCUUCUCCAGUCCUCGGGGGUUGCUCGCUUUGUUAGGUUUAGGGUUUGGGCGUCGGAAUAUAAUACAAAGAUCGGUUUUUUAUUCGGAAAAAAAGAGGAGCUUUGGGCGGUUUCGUUGACCCGGGAAGCAUUAAAUUCGGCGGGAAGCGGCAGAAGUGACAUAUGGUGGUCGGCUUUGGAGAAGCCCUCUUCUGCUCGUCUUCUAUCUCUCUAGCGUUUGCUUGAGAUUUUCGGAUUCGGCGAUCCAUCUCUCUUUUGCUCUCUUGCUCUCGCAGUUCUCUUCUUUAUUUGGAAUGCUGUUUGGAAGGAGAAAGGUGUGGUCCUUUUGAGUAAAGAGUGUGUCUGGUUGGUUUCCAAGAGGGAAUGGAGCUCCGGAUUGUGAGGUGGAGGUUCUGAGGCUGUUGCUCUGUUUCUGGGUUUGGAGAGUUGCUGAUAUCUCAGUUCACAGCUUUUUUUGUCGCCGAAGUAUGUCGUUGGUUCUGGUAGCUCGGAAGGGGCGCCAUCAGCAGCGUUACGAAAAUGGGUAUCGGCUUGUCGCAGGAUGCAUUCCUUAUAGACAAAAAACAGACACAGAGUCUCACAGUGGCAAUUUGAUAGAUAGGCUGGAAGUUCUCAUGGUUUCUUCACCGAAUCGAGAUGAUUUUAUCUUCCCAAAGGGUGGAUGGGAGAAUGAUGAGAGUGUAGAACAAGCAGCACGCCGCGAAGCUUGGGAGGAGGCAGGUGUGGACGGGAUUAUUAGCGAAACUUGUCUGGGUUCUUGGAUUUUUAGAAGCAAGAGCAGACAGAAUAGUUGCAGCCAUGAAGGAACCUGCAAGGGCUACAUAUAUGCCUUGAAGGUCACCGAGGAGCUUCAGUGCUGGCCAGAACAGGCGAGCCACAAAAGGAGAUGGAUACAAGUGAGGGAGGCAUUUAAACUUUGUCGGUAUGACUGGAUGCGUUUCGCUCUUGAAUCAUUCAUACGACUAAUGUCGGACCAAACUAUGCUGCCUGCUCCUGAGUUGCCAGAACCAAAAAAAUUCCAGUUGCUUCAUCGGAACCCUUCCACAGCUGUACCAUUAGCUUCUGUGCCACUAGCUUCGACGAGCUGAGUUUUGUUAAGCCAGUCUUAUGUUCGUUCUCUCAUCUUUAUCAGAGAACUUGGGGCUUGGCUUUGUAUCAUGUCACUCUGUAACAUAAUGGAGUUGCUUGUUCUACAAAGUUCUUGGUGAAAAUGAGGCUCGUUUUGUUUACGCCAGAACUGUUGUGUGGAGUCCCAGACACAGGCGUUACUUUUGAUGGGGCAAUUUGGCAUUGGUCUGCUGUUGGGUGAGUCCCAAUCAUGACAACAUCUUGAUCAAUCCAAUGGCUGUCAUUGGGAAUCCAGGAUGGUUAUUAGUGUAGAGUGUGUCACUCAUGUUGUAAUUCUGCUGUAAUGAGAAUGGGUUCAUUUCCAUCCACUGGGCAUCUAUGUGUACAGUACUUUAUAUUUUGUUA